Molecule: messenger RNA, 2124 nt
Organism: Hemisphaericaspora subhashii
Lineage: Eukaryota; Fungi; Ascomycota; Pichiomycetes; Serinales; Debaryomycetaceae
Product: hAT family dimerization domain-containing protein
Exons: 1
Coding region: 1-2124 (707 amino acids)
Molecular function (GO): protein dimerization activity
Source: RefSeq, a predicted model, not a curated record
AUGCUGUUGUCCUUAAACGACCAACGUCAGCCCUCCCAAGAACCAGCUACCGAAUCUGAUAAUUCAGUCGCAAUUGUUGCUAAUUCUGCCUCUGAACCAGGAAAUUUUAGUUAUGCAAAAGAGAACCAGGAAAGUUAUAAGCUAAAAGAUUCGAAGGCUUACGUCUUUGAGAAAAAGUUGUUUACUCGAACAUUGCUACCCAUUGAUUGCAAAAAGGAAAGGCAAGUUCUACUAAGUUGCAACAAUUGCCCCUAUACUAUUACGGUAGACGUAAGGAAAAUUAGCACAAAGAAUUUGCAGCUGCACUACAGGGCAAAACACCGAAAGAUAGCUUCUUGCGACACUACUGCAAAGUUUUUACCAGGCACUAGCAGAGAAACUCCGCCAUCACCUUCAAAGCGUCCUAUUGCAGAGUUUUUCGAAAGAAAUCAAAAACGAGCAAGAAUUAACUUCAAUGAGAAUUUGUAUAAUGAAAAAAUGAUCAGGAUGCUAGUUAAAAAAAAUUUACCGUUCGAUUUUUUUGAAACACCGGAAGUCAAAGAUGCUUUAGGGUAUAUACUGAUGUGUGAACCUACAACGUUACCAUCCUUGCACCAUUCGAAGAUUGAGAAAAUUUUGAGGGAAAAGUUUAAUGAACAAUUUCCAAAAAUGAACUUUGAAUUAGAGCAGAAUGUGAAAUCUCAUGGUUGUUUCUCAUUGUCCUUGGAUAUCUGGACUUCGGGCGUCUCAAGAACGGACUAUUUAGGAGUGAUUCUUUCUUAUAUUGACCAAAAUUUCCAAUUGAAUUACAGACUUAUUGGUUUGGAAGUUUUGCAGGAUCCUCAUACCGGAGCAUAUAUUUGUGACCAGCUUAUGUUGGUACUAGAGCAGUUUCUGUCUUUAAAGAUUGGGAGCAUCUUUAGCAUAACUAGAGAUAAUGCAAGUAACAAUGACAAAUGUUUGCUGUGCUUUAGCCAUAGGUACUUUAACUCAGCUAUGCUGGAUUUUCAGAAUGAUAUUAGAUGCAAUGCUAAUAUUUUAAACCUCGUCGCUAAGGCUAUUCUUGACAAAUUGGGUGUGCCUGCGCGCGAUAUUCUUAAGCGAGUUAAGAAUAUUGUUAUUGCUGUGCGCGGAAAGAAGGAGAUCAAACAGCUAUUUGAGAGGUCUGUUCGAAGUCAAGGUUCAGGUAAUGCCGUAACAAUUCCGUUAGAUUCCGUAACAAGAUGGAAUUCGACGUUGUAUAUGGUUCGUGGGACAUUACGGGCCAGAGAACAUUUAGAAUUCGUCAAAAGAUCGACCAAAGAUGCAUCUUUUCAAGACGAUAUGCUAAGUGCUACUGAAUGGGAAGUGUUAGUUGGUAUCAAAGAUAUCCUCGAGAUUUUUGAAAUUCCUUCUACCAACUUGCAAGGCCAAAAGUAUACAACAAUUAACGAGGCCUUGUUAUACAUGACUCAUGUGUACCAAUCCCUUCAAUUACAGAUUCACAAAUGUCGAACAAACGAGGAAUCUCUUUCCGAUUCGCUCAUCCCCUCCAUUGAAAAUGGUAUCAAUAAGUUAUGCAAGUAUUUCCCUCCAGUAACGAAUUUCGAAGAUUUAACCAAAUUCAAAGCUUACCACUUAAGCAUUGUGUUGGACCCAAGGGCAAAACUAAAUCAUUACUUAAAUGGUGAGCUAUUAUGUUUUUACCCAGGAAUAGAAGUUGAUAUUAAGUAUUUACUUGAACGAGAAUACAAGUCUCUUGAGAAUGAAUUGAAAGAAGUGUCGUCUGACAUUUCAGAAGGUGAGAUUGAGCCUGAACCAAAAGUGAAUGACCUUAACCUCUACAAUUUCAAGAGAAAGAAAUACAGUGAGGUAGCCUCAUAUAUAAUCGAUCCGGCUAUAGAUAGGUUUGCAAGUGCGCUUGAUUAUUGGAAGGUGAAACAGGAUGUGUACCCUAUUCUUAGUAUUUUGGCAAGACGAUAUUUAGCCAUACCUGCUACGUCAGCUUCUGUUGAAAGCACAUUUUCGAUUGCUAGGAAUAUCAUCUCCUACCAACGAAACCGUCUUCUGCCAACCAAUUCAAAGCAUCUUAUGCUUUUAAAGAGUUGGGGGGUAAAAGGAGUGGAAGAGUUAGAAGAUUCUUACUUCAGAGAAAGUGAAGAUUGA